AAUUACAGUUUUUUUGUUCUCUUAAAGUAUUAAAGUGAAAAUGAUGAAAGAAAUAUGCACGUUAGAUGUGAAUGGAUAUAUGUCGGUUUCGAUGUGAAUUUAGAAGAGACCGUUGAUCGAAGAGUACAGUAUUUGUUUACGUGGAUAGCGGAAGCUGUUGUUUCAACGGCAGAAACAUUCAGUGACUAUUCAGUUUAGCUAACUUCAGUGAGGAGCUGUUAAAGCCUUGUUUGAAGCUGUAUGUGCCCCAUGGAGCUUGUAAUUAUGUCCUCUUGACUGGCAGAAGAACUCUCGGCACUGUAUGGGCUUUACGAGAGGUUUGGUGGAAUGGGAUCUUGGAGUGCUAAAUUUUGUGGGACAGAACGAGCAGACACCUCUACUGAGCAAAGAAAACCAUAUGAAUGCAGGAAAAGGAAACGUAGGUCUACCUGCCAGUGUGACAGUGAGAGUGAAGAAGAUCCAGAUCGUCUCCUCAACACACCCCGCAGAAAAAUGCUGAAAACCACAUCAACUUAUAUUUACCAAACCUUGUUUCUAAAUGGGCAAAACAGUGAUAUCCGAAUCUGUGCUCUGGGACAGGAGUGGGACUUGCACAAGGUAUACCUGUGCCAGUCUGGCUACUUCUCAAGCAUGUUCAGUGGUUCUUGGAAGGAAUCAAGCAUGGCUGUCAUCCAGCUAGAAAUACCUGAUGAGAACAUCGAUGUAGAAGGUGGGGGUCAUCUCGACACAGAGAAGACCAGGGAUCACCUCUCCAAACACCUUUAUUGGCUGAAUAUGGUCCGAAAUGUUGGACAGUUUUUUUCUCUACAGGUGGCAUUUGGAUCUUUGUACCGUGAUGAUGUCCUGAUCAAGCCCAGUAAAGUAGUAGCAGUUCUAGCUGCUGCAUGCAUGCUUCAGCUGGAUGGUUUGAUUCAGCAAUGUGGGGAGACCAUGAAAGAAACAGUCAGUGAUAAGACAGUCUGUUGUUAUUACACAUCUGCAAGCACCUAUGGCCUGGACUCUGUCAAGAAAAAGUGCUUGGAAUGGCUUCUAAAUAACCUUAUGACUCACCCAAGUGCUGACCUACUGAAACAGCUCAGUGUACGUAUGAUGGAGCAGUUAGUGAGGUCACCAGAUCUCUUUGUAAUGCAGGUGGAGAUGGAUGUUUACACCACCCUCAAAAAGUGGAUGUUUUUGCAGCUGGUACCUUCAUGGAAUGGAAAUCUGAAACAUCUCCUAGUCGAUGCUGACAACUGGAUAUCAAAGCAGCAAAAAGAGUACCAUGAGGAGGGGAUUUCAUUCUUAGAAUCUGAGCGGGGUGCCCCGUUUACCUCUGUGUUCAAGCAUAUUCGCUUACAGUAUGUCAUCAAUGAUUUAGCAUCUGCUAGGAUAGCAGAGCGUGAUGCCAUCAUUCCAUGUGAGUGGCUACUAGCAGCAUACAAACAGCAGUGGUUUGCAAUGUUAAAGGCAGAGCAUGACAGUGACUGGGACAUUAUGCAGGUACUGGCAUGUAUCCUGGCAGCUUUGGGCACAAGCCCACGAGAUGUAAACAAGGAGGAGUUCGAGUUAAGCAGUAUGAGAUGUGGCAGGAAACUGACCAGGGAUGGUGAUUACUGCUGGAGGUGGACUGGGUUUAGUUUUGGCUUUGAUCUGUUAGUGACGUACACCAACAGGUUUAUUGUCUUCAAAAGAAAUACACUGAGCCAGCCUUGCAGUGGUUCUGUCAGUCUACAGCCCCACAGGAAUAUUACAUACAGGUUGCGAUUGGCUUCCUUUGAUGUCAGUGGUAAGGUUAUCUUCAGCCGCUCUACUGGUUGCCAGGUGCUCUCACUUGAGAAGGACCAGGAGUAUGUUGCGAUGAACCUGGACAGCCGACUGCUUGUGUUUCCACUGUACAUUUGCUGUAACUUCCUCUUCACACAGCCUCGCAACAGAGGACAAGAGAGUACAAGACAGCGGGGUCAAAGUAACUCCUCUUGACUGCGUGUCUUCCUCCAUCCUGUCUACCAUGUAGUACGUUACCAGUUAAAAGCCAGUAUGUGACAUUUUGCCACUUUAAGAACUUCUAAAAAUACCAUUGCAUUUUAUAUAAUGUGUGUAUAUAUAUAUAUAUUUUUUAUGCUUUAAAAUAUUAAAAUGCAAUGUGGGCAUAAGAACUCAGUUCCAUUUUCACUGAUUUACAUUGGCUCAUCAUUUGAGGGUUUGUAAACAAGUUGUGCGACAGUGUUGCAAGUUGUUUAAGCAGUAUUUUGUUAAUCUAAAGAGUAUUUCUUCUUUUUUUAUUUUACAACUGGAUUUGGAAGUUAAGACAUUCCUUUGCAUCAAAGCUCGAACAAUGGCUACAUUUUGUUCUUCCUUCUGUAUUCUCAAUUUUCUGCCUUGUUUUUGUAAUUUAUGAAACUUUGCUAAAACAAGGAAACGCAUCUGUUGCUGUGUCUCCAGGUCAUUCAAUAAAAACCAGACUAGUUUACCAUC
Molecule: messenger RNA, 2454 nt
Organism: Polypterus senegalus (gray bichir)
Lineage: Eukaryota; Metazoa; Chordata; Cladistia; Polypteriformes; Polypteridae
Gene: gmcl1
Product: germ cell-less, spermatogenesis associated
Exons: 18
Coding region: 328-1959 (543 amino acids)
Biological process (GO): germ cell development
Molecular function (GO): protein binding
Source: RefSeq, a predicted model, not a curated record